GACAACAUGACUGACCUUUCUGCCCCUCGGUUCUUAGCGGAAAACGUGCAAAACCCAGUGGGCCAGUUGACCUGUGACAAUCAGAAAGACCCCGUUGCAACUCUUGUGACGGACAGGUAUCCACGUUUAUCUGACAACAUUGAAAUUUGCCCACGUAUGGCGUCGGAUGACAUUUGGAAAGUGUGUGAAUUGGGUGAGAAAACAAUAAAGAGCCAUGCCAGGACUACUUUGAGCACAGAUGAAAAAGUUCUAAUCACACUGCCAAGGAAUGAUUCUACCACAGCAGAGUUCAUAGAGGUCCACGUGCUGGACGGCAGUUCCACCACCAUAGUCAGCGCCAGCACCCAGACAGACUGGGAGUGGGUGGAGCAGGCACUCACAGACAGCUGUCAAGUUCAAAGUAAAGUGGAGAGGUCUGAGCCAAAAGCCUCAUCACAGACAGUCCCCCAGAGUAUAGUUAUUGGGCCAGAUUCAGAGAAUGAAGAGACAGAUAUGGAGAAGGAAAAUGAGUUGUAUGGUAUACCUAAUGUGGGGCCACCUUCCAUGUUGGCCUACAAACCAGAGUCGAAACAACCCCCUGUUCAUUUUGAAAAGAUCUCAGUGUUGUCCAUCUCUGGAUCCAAUGAGGCUCAGUCCAAACGGAAAAUAGAGUUUGUUCUAUGUGACUACUGCCAGCAACCCUGUAACCCUUUCAUACGCCGGGAACAAUUGGAAAAUAAUCGUGACCUGGAAUUGCUCUUUUGCUGUGAACGGGCUCAGAAAAUGCGAGCGUUUCUCCUGGAAGAGGAGCGGGCCUUAGCUGCCGUGGAGAUGAACAGGAAGAUUGAUGUGGGCCCUCACCCACCCUUCAUGAACAAACACGAGAAGAGAGCUGCAAAGGAGCGGGCAGAGCAGAGGUUGCGGGAAUGGGAACUUCAGAAGGUCCUGAAGAAAGGCAAUCAGAACCGAUUUUUUUCAGGUCAGAUCAAAACCAUCUCCUACAGACUGUCCAAUGAGGUUUGGACUAUCCGAGAAGAAUCUCACUUCCCUAAGAUGGACAUCAUGAACUCCUCAGAUAUCUUCGCCCUCCAGGGGGAGACGGACAGGCAGCACAGAGAGAGGGUAGGUUUCUGUAUUAACACCAUCUCUGUACUGUCAUUGACACCAGCUUAUCUCAUCUGA
Molecule: messenger RNA, 1161 nt
Organism: Salmo salar (Atlantic salmon)
Lineage: Eukaryota; Metazoa; Chordata; Actinopteri; Salmoniformes; Salmonidae
Source: RefSeq, a predicted model, not a curated record